AUGGGAUUUGAACUAGAUGAAAUUUGCUCUGGGCACCCUCCCAAAACAGACUUUUCACUUCAAGCUCAGAAUGAGAUUGAGAUCGUGGAGUUCGUGACAGCCCUGGUACAGCCACAAGAGGUGUCUAGCUACCCCAUCUGUGUGGAUAACUUGAAAGAUCCAAUAACUAUCAACUGUGGGCACAACUUCUGUCGCUCAUGCAUCAACAUGGCUUGGAAGGACCUAGGUGAUACCUUCCAGCUCAGUCAUUUGACUGAAAUUGCUAAUUUACUUCAGAUCAGAAGGAGCAAGUGGAAAAGGCAGGAAGAGAAUUCUGUGUGUGAGAAGCACAAUCAGUUUCUGACCCUUUUAGGGAAGAACCUAGAGGUUUUAUGUACACAGUGCAGUUUCUUCAUUCAAUACCAGAAACGCUACAUUUGCCCCAUUAAGAAAGCUGCCUCUCAUCACAGGAAAAUUCUACAGUGUACCAUUGAGCCCUUGAAGAGUGAUAUGGAACAAGUUGAAAAAGUGAUAACUCUGCAAGCCAGCCAAUCAGUUGAACUGAGGAAGCAGGUUAAAUAUAGGAGAGAAGAAAUAAAUUCUGAAUGUGAGCAAAUUAGACUGUUUCUACAGAAUCAGCAAGAGGAUAUUCUCAGGCAGAUGGAAGAUGAAGAGAUGGACAUUUUAACAAAACUCUAUGAAAACUUUGUAACAUUUACAGAUCACGCUUCCACAUUGAAACAUCUGCUGAGGGAGGUAGUGGGUAAGUGUGUGCAGUCAGAACUGGAACUACUGCGGCAGGUUAAGAGUAUCCAGUGCAAGUAUCAAAUCCUGAAAUGCUCUGAGCACUUUUCAUUCCAAUUAAACAAGUAUGGAUUUAACCUUCCUCCACAAUAUUCUGGCAUUGAUAGUAUUACCAAGCCAUUUCUAGUAGAUGUGAUUUUAGAUCUUGAAACAGCACAUCCUCAAUUUAUUGUCUCUGAGGAUAGAAAAAUUGUGCAAUAUAGAAAGAGAAAGCCAAACCUUUAUUACCCAAGUAGAUUUUAUCUCUGUCCUGCUGUCCCGUGUUGUAAUAGAUUUCAUUCUGGCAGACAUUACUGCGAGAUAGAAGUGGGAAGCAAGCCGUGCUGAGAUUAUUUUCCUAGGAACUGGCGAAAUCACCCAGUAGUUGAGGGUGGAUUCUAGGCAGAUGGGCGGUAUGUUGAGAGAACUUAUGUGUGUCAAGUCCUAAGAGAAACCAUCCUGUCCAUGGUAGAACCCAGUAAGAUUGGUAUUUUUCUGAACUAUGAGUUGGGUGAGGUUUCCUUUUACAAUUCGAAUGAUAGCAUUGUUCCCUAUACUUUUAAUGAUUCUUUUACAGAAGCCAUUUGUCCCUAUUUCUGUAUUGCAAUAGAUUCUGUACCUCUUAAAAUCUCUUCAGUAACAGAUGAUGAAAGAUGA
Messenger RNA from Physeter macrocephalus (sperm whale), 1419 nucleotides. RefSeq names its product tripartite motif containing 60 (gene TRIM60). NCBI's taxonomy places the organism in Eukaryota, Metazoa, Chordata, Mammalia, Artiodactyla, Physeteridae. The record is from RefSeq and is a predicted model, not a curated record. Gene Ontology annotation, cellular component: cytoplasm. Gene Ontology annotation, biological process: protein ubiquitination. Gene Ontology annotation, molecular function: protein binding; ubiquitin protein ligase activity.